AUGGACAUUGCCUGUGACAUCAGAGAAGGCAGGGAUUAUAAACCCGCCCACUGGCCCUCAGCAGCCUCAUCGUCCUUUCCUCUGAGCUGUGGGGAAGUUGGCUCCGACAUGGCCGAGCCCUGUCGUGAGACUUCUUCUGAGGAAAGCCUCGGCACCAAAGAGCCCACAGAAGCCGAACCAAAGAGCCCAAAGCAGAAGAUGCCAAGGUGUUGUCGCCGCUGCUGCCCGGACAGUUUCAUCACCUCUUUCCCCAGGGUUCUGAAGCAGGUUCACGAGGGCCUGGACAUCUUCGAGCCCAUCGCCGAGGAGUCUGCACCCCUGGCCAGCUCCACCAAGCGCUCCACCAUCACCUUCAGAGAGAUCCAGACCUCCGUGCCCCUGCUGCUGCCCAGGGAGAUUGGCAAGCACGCCAUGUCCUAG
Molecule: messenger RNA, 420 nt
Organism: Physeter macrocephalus (sperm whale)
Lineage: Eukaryota; Metazoa; Chordata; Mammalia; Artiodactyla; Physeteridae
Product: histone H2B type W-T-like
Exons: 1
Coding region: 1-420 (139 amino acids)
Cellular component (GO): nucleosome
Molecular function (GO): protein heterodimerization activity; DNA binding; structural constituent of chromatin
Source: RefSeq, a predicted model, not a curated record